AUGGUGAGCAAGACGGACGACACCCUGGCUACAGCGCCCGGCUGCAGUCCGGCUGAUGUUGCGGAGGAAGCCGGGGAUGGAGCGCAGGACGUCCACGAGAGCAGCAGGACUCAUUUGAAGGAGUCGUGCAGUUGUGGUGAGCAUGAACACACAGUCAUGGUGAAUGGCGGCGGGGCACAUGAGCACACAGAUGAGUUGGACUCAAAGAGGGACGGGCAAAGUGAAGGGAAUGGAGGAGACGAGUCUAACGAGCAGGAGGUGAUCGUCAUCCAGGACACGGGCUUCACUGUCAAGAUCCAGGCGCCCGCUGCUGAGCCCUUUGACCUCCAGGUGUCACCUCAGGAGAUGGUACAGGAAAUCCAUCAGGUGUUGAUCGACAGAGAGGACACCUGCCACCGCACUUGUUUCUCACUCCAGCUGGACGGGAACGUUUUGGCCAACUUCUCUGAGCUGAAGUCAAUUGAAGGCCUACAGGAAGGUUCGCUCCUCAAAGUGGUGGAAGAGCCAUACACUGUGCGUGAAGCCCGGAUCCAUGUGCGCCAUAUAAGAGACCUAUUAAAGAGUCUAGAUCCGUCAGACGCCUACAAUGGGGUGGACUGCAACUCUCUCUCCUUCCUCAGUAUUUUUACAGAUGGAGACCUUGGAGAUAGUGGUAAGAGGAAGAAAAAGGGCAGUGAACUGGAGCAGAUUGACUGUACCCCACCAGAGCAUAUUCUCCCUGGCAGUAAAGACCGGCCACUGGUACCCCUUCAGCCACAGAAUAAAGAUUGGAAGCCUAUGCAGUGCCUGAAAGUCCUGACAAUGAGUGGCUGGAAUCCUCCCCCCGGAAAUAGGAAGAUGCACGGCGAUCUCAUGUACCUGUACAUCGUGACAGUAGAAGAGCGCCACGUCAGUGUCACUGCCUCAACACGUGGCUUCUACCUCAACCAGUCAACUACCUACACCUUCAACCCUAAACCAGCCAACCCUAGUUUCUUGAGCCAUUCUCUGGUGGAAUUGCUGAGCCAGAUCAGCCCUGCCUUUAAGAAGAACUUCACUGCCCUGCAAAAGAAAAGGGUCCAGAGACAUCCAUUUGAGCGAAUAGCCACGCCUUUCCAGGUGUACAGCUGGACGUCACCUCAGGUUGACCACGCCAUGGAUUGCGUUCGAGCCGAGGAUGCCUACACCUCCCGCUUGGGUUAUGAGGAACACAUUCCAGGGCAGACUAGAGAUUGGAAUGAGGAGCUUCAGACAACAAGAGAGCUUCCUCGGAAGAACCUGCCGGAGCGCUUGCUGAGGGAGCGAGCUAUUUUCAAGGUCCAUAGUGACUUUGCAGCAGCGGCCACACGUGGAGCCAUGGCAGUCAUAGACGGAAAUGUAAUGGCCAUCAACCCUGGUGAUGAAACGCAUAUGCAGAUGUUCAUCUGGAACAACAUUUUCUUCAGCCCGGGCUUUGACGUGCGGGAUCAUUAUCGUGAACUGGGUGGGGAUGCUGCUGCCCAUGCUGCACCUACGAACGACUUGAAUGGUGUGAGAGCGUACGGGGCGGUGGAUGUGGAGGGACUCUACACACUUGGCACAGUGGUAGUAGACUACAGAGGCUACCGAGUCACUGCCCAGUCAAUAAUCCCGGGCAUACUGGAACGUGAGCAGGAGCAGAGUGUCAUCUAUGGCUCCAUCGACUUUGGAAAGACAGUUGUGUCUCAUAGCAAAUACCUGGAGCUUUUGGCGAAGACCAGCAGGCCCCUCAAAGUACAAAGGUACAACGUGCUCAAUGAGAAGAACGAAGCAGUGGAGCUUUGCUCGUCAGUCGAAUGUAAGGGCAUCAUUGGAAAUGAUGGCCGUCACUAUAUUCUGGACCUUCUUCGCACCUUUCCACCUGACCUCAACUUCCUUCCUGUGGAGGGAGAGGAGUUGGCUCCGGACUGUCAGCGCCAGGGUUUUCCCCGCCAGCAUCGCCAUCGCCUCGCCUGUCUUCGCCAAGAGCUCAUUGAGGCCUUUGUAGAGCACAGAUAUCUCCUCUUCAUGAAGAUGGCUGCCCUACAGCUUAUGCAACAGAAAGCCAACAAGGAAGCAAACAAAAAUGAAAAACUUCCCGCCAUCACUCAAACUUCAGAAACUGAAACCAAUUCUGAUGCAACCCAAGCCACCGAGUCAGAUUCCAGCACGCAAGCGACUGACGGAGAUGAAACUCCUUCAAAAGCAGCCACCAAUGGGCCUCUGGAGCCUACAGCCACACAGAAUGGGGAGUGCAAGAGCCCACUGGAGGGUAAGGACCUUGAGGAAAGUAUUCCAGGAUUAGCUCAGGCCAAAGAGCUGGCGGAGACCUUAGUUGCCGAAGAUGGAUCUGGUAUUGACCCCAAAAGCCGUGAGGUUGUUCUCAAUGCCUGCAAGGCUGUCGGCUCCAUCAGCAACACGUCUUUCGACAUCCGCUUCAACCCUGACAUUUUCUCUCCUGGGGUGCGUUUCCCUGAAGAUAGCGCUGACGACAUCCAGAAACAAAAGCAGUUACUCAAAGAUUCUGCUGCCUUCCUCGUUUCCUGCCAGAUACCGUCGUUGGUUAAAGACUGUUUGGACCAAAGUGCGCUGCCAAUGGAUGGAGCCACUCUGACAGAGGCGUUGCACCAGCGAGGCAUCAAUAUACGAUACUUGGGCACCGUACUAGAGUUUGUGGACAAGACCCCUGCCAAGGCCCAGUUGGAACACUUUUAUAGAAUAGGAAUCAUUGAAUUGAUCACCAGAUGUGCAAAACAUAUCUUCAAAACAUACCUCCAGGGUGUGGAGCUGUCUGCUCUCUCUGCUGCUGUAAGCCAUUUCCUCAACUGUUUCCUGAGCUCCUUCCCAGAUGCGGUCACUCACCUGCCGGCCGAUGAGCUUGUUUCGCGACGCAAAAGUCGUAAGCGGCGCAACAAGGUUCCUGGAAGUGGCGACAACACGGCGUGGGCCAGCCUGACGCCCAGCGAGUUGUGGAAGAACAUUGCCUCUGAGGCACAGAGCUACUAUCACUUCACCUUUCAAUGCGAAAACGUGGACCAUAUGGUGGAGAAAUACGGCCUUCAGAAAAUCACUUUGCUCAGAGAAAUAUCGGUCAAAACGGGCAUACAAAUUCUGAUAAAGGAGUAUAACUUUGACAGCCGCCACAAGCCUACCUUUACAGAGGAGGACAUUCUAAAUAUUUUCCCUGUGGUAAAACAUGUCAACCCCAAAGCCUCAGACGCCUUCCACUUCUUCCAGAGUGGCCAGGCCAAGGUGCAGCAAGGAUUUUUGAAGGAGGGGUGCGAGCUGAUCAAUGAGGCCCUCAACCUCUUCAACAAUGUGUAUGGAGCUAUGCAUGUGGAAAUCUGUGCCUGCCUGCGCCUUUUGGCUCGCCUUAAUUACAUCAUGGGGGACCAUGCUGAGGCACUCAGCAACCAGCAAAAGGCUGUUUUGAUGAGCGAAAGAGUUCUCGGCAUCGAGCACCCCAACACAAUUCAAGAAUAUAUGCAUUUGGCUUUGUACUGCUUUGCCAACGGACAGCUGUCCACGGCAUUGAAGCUGCUAUACCGAGCUCGAUAUCUUAUGCUGCUGGUGUGCGGUGAGGACCAUCCGGAGAUGGCACUACUAGACAGCAACAUCGGGUUGGUAUUACACAGUGUGAUGGAGUAUGAUUUAUCUCUGAGAUUUCUGGAGAGUGCUUUAGCAAUCAACUCCAAGUACCAUGGACCCCGGUCACUUAAAGUAGCGCUCAGUCAUCAUCUUGUCGCAAGAGUUUACGAAAGCAAAGCGGAGUUCCGCUCAGCGCUACAGCAUGAAAAGGAAGGCUACACUAUUUACAAGAACCAGAUGGGCGAGGCUCACGAGAAAACCAAGGAAAGCUCAGAGUACCUGAAGUGCCUCACCCAACAGGCUGUUGCUCUGCAGAGAACAAUGAAUGAGAUUUACAAAAAUGGCUCCAGCGCCAGCAUCAUGCCCCUCAAGUUCACUGCUCCCAGCAUGGCCCACAUUCUGGAACAACUCAACAUCAUCAAUGGCAUUAUUUUUAUCCCUCUAAGCCAAAAAGAUCUGGAGAAUCUGAAAGCUGAGGUGCAACGGCGACAGCAGCUACAGGAACCAGAGAAGAACGAGCAGCUGGAGAAGGUUGAACUGCCCAGAGAAGAUAGCCCGCUGCAACUGGAGGACAAAAUUCCCGUUGAUUAA
Messenger RNA from Nerophis lumbriciformis (worm pipefish), 4155 nucleotides. NCBI's taxonomy places the organism in Eukaryota, Metazoa, Chordata, Actinopteri, Syngnathiformes, Syngnathidae. The record is from RefSeq and is a predicted model, not a curated record.